Messenger RNA from Brettanomyces nanus, 561 nucleotides. RefSeq lists its product as uncharacterized. Bases 1 to 561 code for a protein of 186 amino acids. Lineage: Eukaryota; Fungi; Ascomycota; Pichiomycetes; Pichiales; Pichiaceae. The record is from RefSeq and is a predicted model, not a curated record. The transcript has a single exon.
AUGUCUCUUCCAUCUGCUUCAUCUAUUUGUCAACUUCCAAGAUCAAUUCAGAUUAGCUCUUUGAAUGAGUUGUUUGAGCCGUGUCCUACCUUGACCUCUUACAUCAUCCCAAGAGUUUUCCAGGCUGACAGUAUAUAUGAUUCGUACACGCAGAUUGUGGAGUCGAUUCGCUCGCACUUAAUGGUUUUAAGAUCCCAGUACCAAACGAAUCCCACUCCCGAUCUCAAGAGGAUCAUCGACGCCAUAGUAGGGGCGCAUCCUAGAUUGGGGGCUCCUAAGCAGGUGCUUUUAUCUACCAACUCCCAGAGUGAACAGAAUUCCCUCAACGGUGGAGAUCCAAACCUCACCAAGAAACUCACACAGCUUAAUGAUUUGUAUGAAUCAACUUUUCCGGGACUUCGCUAUGUGGUAUUUGUUAACGGCAGAUCCAGGGAGGUGAUCAUGAGGAACAUGAAGAUGAGAAUCCAACGACACGAUUUCUUGGCCGAAGUAGUUGAAGCAUUCAAUGCAAUGUGCGACAUUGCUUUAGAUCGUGCCAGGAAGUUGGGUGCAAAGAUGUAA